AAAUGUAGGAAGAAAUCCACUGCACAAGAAGCUCUCUGAAGAGGGGAGAUGAGGUUAACGGCUUUUAUUUCAACAGAAUAAGUACACAAGUAACCUGUGACCUCACCACUAGAUGCCACUACAUCCAACAAGCUAAAUCUUCAAAAGAUUCCUGAACCAUCUUCAUCUGAUGAACAAGGCCAGAGAGGCCUUCUUGAAACAUACUGGCAACAUAGUAUUCCUACAAACCAAACCAACAAAGAAACUGAUGAAAGUACUGUAAAAGACAAGUUUGUUCAGACUCCCAACAAGAUAAAAUGGCAAGUCUAACCUAUCAACUGUUGUCACUUACAGUUGUUCUCAGUGCUGUUCGACUCGUCAGUGGUUACAGCUUCCACAACUGCAUCGAAGACGCAAACUCAUAUAGAAAAAGUUUCAAAUGUGCCCGUCGGAAGGAAAGUAACCUGCCUGCUAUCAUAAAAGACCUGCCGCAAUCUGCUGUAAAUCUCACCAUCACCAGUAACCCCAUGUGGCACAUUCCCAGAAUGAGCUUUGCUAAUCUGACGAACCUUCAACACCUCUGUAUAGAUCACAAUCACUUGAGGAUCAUUGAUCAAUUUGCUUUCCACAACUUGCAUCAACUCAAGUCGCUAAAUUUGUCCUUUAACAACAUAUCAGAGCUCAGCACUUCUGUGUUCAAUGACCUGCCCAGCCUCACCUUUCUCUCGCUGACAAACAACACGCUAAAACAGUUCCCUGAGAGCAUUUUCUCCACUCUUCUCAAUCUGACCACCUUAAUCAUGAGGGAAAAUUUUCUGACAAAUUUUACAGGGAUUGCUAAGUCUGUGUCACAUCUAACAAAGCUGGCGGUAUUAGAUCUUUGCUUUAACAAUCUCACCUCUCUGAGCCACUCAAAUGUGUCACUACCCAAAUCCCUCACUACAUUGUACAUAUGUAGAAAUAAUCUGUUGACAUUAGGAUGCAAGCAUUCGUUUCUUAGCUUCAUUCAGCGGCUAGAUUUGUCAUACAAUCCAGGGCUCCCUACCAUGGCUUUUCAAGGCGUCGAUUUAAGGCGUAUAAACUAUCUGCGUUUGCGUUCUACAAAUGUCAAGAUAGUGGAGUUUUUAAACAUCAGCAAUGUCAACGCAGGUCACGUUGAUUUCUCUGACACGGGCCUAAAAAAUGACAGCCUGCUCAUGAAAUUAUGCAUGUUGCUACAGAGAAAAGUAAAAUGGAUUAAACGAUUAGGCCUGGGUGAUAACGGGAUUGAGAGUAUAACAAACUACACAUUGUACCAUUGUCCUAAAAUCACAGGGGUUUUGGAUCUAUCCCGCAACAACCUGAAAAGCACAAACUGUCUUGACUUUCUUAAAAAUCAGACACAAAUAAAAAACAUCACUUUAGAGCAUAACCAUCACACCACCCUCAAAACCUGUAAAACAAAAGAGAUGAUUUAUCUAAAAAGCAUAGAAGAGCUGAGCUAUCGUUACAACCGCAUCCUCUCAGUCGACGCUUACGCUUUCUAUCAUACACCGAAUAUCAAGACGCUAAAGCUCAACAUAAACACAAUUGCUUUUCUCCAUCGUCAGGCUCUCAAAGGGCUGACAAAGCUCGAGAUGCUCCGUCUGGACAAUAACCUCUUGACCGAUUUGUUCAAUGACACCUUUGAAAAUAAUGCCAACCUGCAAAUCCUUAACCUACGCAACAAUCGUAUUUCUGUAAUUUUUAAUGGAACCUUCCUCAGUCUUGGAAAUCUGACUACACUGGACCUAGGAGGUAAUAAGAUCACUCAUUUUGAGCCAUCUGGCCUUGAUGGACUAACAAGUCUGUCCAAAUUCUAUCUAGAUGGAAACAACCUCAAAAAGAUUGACACAUCCCUCUAUCAUGUGUUUCAAGACACACUAACAGUUCUGGAUUUACAAAGUAACUUGAUUACCAUCUCAAAUGAAGAGAGCAGUUCACCAUUUAUGAAUCUCAGUAAACUCAGUGAUCUGAAAUUGGAUGGGCAACGGCCACAUGGCAUUGCCGUUUUACCCCGACAUUUUUUCCGUGGCCUCCACUCGCUGAAAUUUCUGUAUCUCACCAAUAAUAACAUUAAUUAUCUUGCUCCUGAUGCCUUUGAUGAUCUGACAGGCUUAAAUUUCCUCUCACUGGAUUACUGCUGUGUUGGGGUGACAAAAUUGCAACCAGGAGUUUUUAAAAAUCUAAGAAAUUUAACCAUCUUGACUGUAGAAAACAUGGGUAUUCAGAACUUCUCGAAGGACGUUUUUGGUAAUCUAACAAGGUUAUACAAACUGCAACUUAACCGCAACGUGAUGCAGAGCAUUGAAGUCGAAGCACUAAAAAGUUUACGUGAACUCCACUACCUUGACAUACGUAAUACUCCUUUAAGCUGCACCUGCGAGAACAACUUGCUCCAAAACUGGACAGUGAAUGACCCACAUGUCCACGUGGUCUAUCUGUACAAUAUGCCAUGCCCACAUGACGGCAAACAAAAAUUCUACAACUUUGCCACCAACGUUUGUUACAUAGAUCUAGGAGAGUACCUGUUCUUGAGCACAGCAGUUGUGAUUUUUCUGUUCACGGUCACUCCUCUACUUUAUGUCAAACUCUACUGGAAAAUGAAGUAUGGCUACUAUGUGUUCCGCUCCUGGUUUGGCGAGCAUUGGCGCAGGAUAAGAGAGCAGGAGGAAAACUGUAAAUAUGAUGCAUUUAUUUCCUACAAUUCCUCUGAUGAACAAUGGGUCAUAGAGCAGUUACUGCCAAACCUGGAGGGAAAUGGAUCAUCUUUUAAACUUUGCCUCCAUCACAGGGACUUUGAGCCAGGCCGCAAUAUUGUGGACAACAUCGUCUCUGCUGUAUACAGCAGCCGGAAAACUAUUUGUGUGGUGAGCAGGAACUUCCUACGAAGUGAGUGGUGUUCUCUGGAAAUCCAACUGGCCAGCUACCGACUCUUCGAUGAGCACCGGGAUGUUCUCCUGCUCGUGUUUCUGGAGCCGAUUUCUGAGAGGCAGGUGUCAUCCUAUCAUCGCAUGAGAAAAGUCAUGUUGAAAAAGACGUAUCUGCAGUGGCCUGGCUCAGACUGCACUGAUCCGACGCAAGCCCAAGAAAUGUUUUGGAGUAAGCUACGUAGAGCGAUGAGAACAGGGAGCCGACUCGAAACAGAACAUUUUGAGACUCACACGAUGGAUGAAAACAAUUACUUGCAACCAUAAAAAGAUCUAACAUUUUUGUAUACCAUUGUCAGGACACGCAUCUGAGUAUUUAAAAAGAAUAAUCACAUUAUCUGCUGCAGGGAAAGGGUCAUUAAAGAAAUAUUUCACUGAUAUAAGGAAGGGCCUCAUAUAAAACUAGGCUGUCUGUGCAGUAGAAAGAUGCAAAUACUUUUGAAAUUAGUGCCACAUGAUGAGAGAAAAAAGAGAAAAUGGACUGUAGCACUCAGUUUUGCUAAAGAAGUAGAAAACCUGUAACUACCAGACUACGCUGCACUGAACAGGACCAAUAAAUGCUCCUGCUGGUAGGUGACAUGAUGCACGGUUGUCCAUUCAACACAAAGACGUUCAGCUUAUAAUAUCGUGUAUUAAAGUUAAACAGGGAGCUAAAAAUCUUUAUUUACAAUCAACAAUCAAUGCCUGGCUUUAUUGUUUGAUUGGAUUUUGGGCCAAGUCUGAGAGAGAGAGCGUGAGACAGAGACAGAAAGCGAGAGAGAGAAAAGCAACUUUGAAUUUGAGAGAGAAAGACAUGUCUCUUGAUCUGCUUCUAUACUCUUUGUGUCCACAGUGGCAUGAUGGGAAGCGGGCAAUACAAAAAUGCGCAAGUACAGCCUGUAGUUUAAGCAACAGCCUGAGAGCCAGUGAUGACGUAUCUUACAUCAUCUGGCAGAGUUUCUCAGGAGGGGGAGGAUGGAUAUCUAGGCACUGGUUGGAUUGAGGGGAAUUUACCACAGUUUAUCUACACAUACUACUCACAUUGUUAUGAUACAAAGCUGGUUGAGAAUCAAUGAAGUAUCCCUUAAAUAUAUGAUGUAAAUAUGUGGUGUGAUGCAUUGUUAAACUAAUACUGACAUAAAUCAUACAAGCAUGAAUCAGAAAUGUCAGGUAAGAUACUGUACUUAUUUUUAUUUUAUAUUUAGCAAUGCUUGACAAUGCAUGUGUUUCUUAUAAUUGCACAGAUGUAUUUGAAUUUCCCAUUGUAACACCUGUCCUUAAGAAGAUGUGUGUACAGUUCUGCAUAA
Molecule: messenger RNA, 4213 nt
Organism: Plectropomus leopardus (leopard coralgrouper)
Lineage: Eukaryota; Metazoa; Chordata; Actinopteri; Perciformes; Serranidae
Gene: tlr21
Product: toll-like receptor 21
Biological process (GO): inflammatory response; toll-like receptor signaling pathway
Cellular component (GO): plasma membrane
Molecular function (GO): signaling receptor activity; protein binding
Source: RefSeq, a predicted model, not a curated record